This is a messenger RNA of Schistocerca americana (American grasshopper), 595 nucleotides long. RefSeq lists its product as uncharacterized. The record is from RefSeq and is a predicted model, not a curated record. Lineage: Eukaryota; Metazoa; Arthropoda; Insecta; Orthoptera; Acrididae. The transcript has 5 exons. Bases 77 to 409 code for a protein of 110 amino acids.
GCAGCUCGCGCCAGUCCCGCUCCAGACACCGCCACAUCCAGUCGCAACAGCAGCAGCAGCAGCAGUUUUCGUGAAGAUGGCAGCCAACAGGUUCGUGAUGAUCGCCCUCGUGGCCGCAGUGGGUGUGGCCCUGGUGGCAGCCAGGCCGCAGGAGGACAGGACCGAGAUCAGCAACGAGAUCCCUCUGGGUAUUGACGUGAGCAAUUCCCCAGCGCCGACCAGCGUCAGUACAAAUUCCAGCAGUGUGUCGGACUUCACAACUGAAGCCCCUACAUCCACUACAGUUCCGACAACAAGGAGCUCAAUGUUCUCCAGGAUUAUCAAUGAUAUUUUCCAGAUCCCCAUCACCGUGCUGCGAGCGGUCAACAACCUGCUCAACAACUCCUUCGGCAGGUGCAAUCUGCAGUAGGUAAAAUUUUCAAAGUUGGUUUGUUUGCGACAAAAAUAAAAUGAAAUUAUUUAUGAAUACUGAAUUAUUUAUUUAAAAUUACGAUUCAAAAAUAUUUUUAUGAAAAUAAAAUAGGCUUUAGACAUGUAAGAAUUUUUCCACUUUCACUGAUUGUAAUAAAUAAUAAAUAUUCAAAAUUUGAAAUUA